Molecule: messenger RNA, 12992 nt
Organism: Paramecium sonneborni
Lineage: Eukaryota; Ciliophora; Oligohymenophorea; Peniculida; Parameciidae
Source: the annotation of a GenBank genome assembly
AUGAAUACAAAGGGGAAAAGGACAUUAGGUAUAUGUUAUAAAAUUAUACAAGGUCCAAUUUAAAAAAUAAAUAAGCCAUCUAUUGAUUUUGAAUCAGCUUUGAAGGAACAUAGAGAAGUGGAGGAUAGAAUAAAAAUGGAAACUGACAAUUAGGAUCCAAGGUAUUGAAAGUGAUUAAUAUGAAAGGAAAUUUGUAAUGAAUUUAUUGAAUGAUCGUGAUAAUUCAUUAGUAAUAGAGAACUCUCUUACUCAUUCUCAAGUGGCUUUAAAAAAAAAAGUAUUUUUAAUAAUAAUAAAAUUGAAUAGGUGUACUUUAGAUCAAGAUAGGUAAAGAGUUAAGUGCCAUUCAUGUAAGGUUAAGUGAAAAGUAAUUCUUAAAUUUAAUUUGCAUCACCUUCAUCAAGUUUAAAGUUUGAUUUUGAUUUGAAACCAGAUUUCAAUUCUAAACGAUCGAAUUUUGUUCCAAACUUUAUAAAUUAAGGAAGUAAUUUUGAUGUAGAAGUACGUGGAACACUUGGAGAAGAAUUUACAUAGUUUUAGAUGUGUAAUAAUAAGUUUUAAUAAAAAUAGAUGACAAUGAUUCGUAACCAGAAGAUAUUCCAAAAAAUAAAAACUUUUCUUAUGGAGGUAGAAUGACAAACAAAAAAUUAAAAGAAUAUGAUUGUUGGGAUGAAGAAAGAACUCCUUAAGAAUGGUUAGAAAUAUGUAAAAAGAGUAAUCCUCCACAUGCAAAAUGUCCAAUGUUUGAUUAAUCAGACAAAUAUAUUUGGACAGAUGUAGAAGUAUUAGGCUUUGAAAAUGGUAAAUUUGAAGUUAGAGUAUUAAGAUCAGGAAAAAUUAAACGAAUAGGAAGAUUAUCAUUAUAGUUUUAUUAAGAAGAUUAAGUUAAAUUUGAAUAAAGAGUUGAAUUGUGUAAAUAAAGAUAGAAGAAUGCAGAUGAUGAAUUAAGAUUCUUAAGAUAUGUAGAUUCAUUACCUGAUUCAAUGACAUCAACAUUAUCAUUAGAAAUGUAGAAAAAGAUUGAAGAAUAUACAGUAUUUAGGGAAUUACCAUAUAUUACAAAAGAUGAUCCAAGUAAAGUAGCACCAGGAUUCCCAUAAAUACAAACACUUAAAGAUGAAUAGAAAUUAAUGAUUACAGAUCCAGAAAUUAGAAGAAAAUAAAUGCAAAAUCUUGAAGUGCUUAAAAAGGAUUUAGUCAAGUAAGUACAAAAAGAAUAUAUUAUGUUAAUGAAGAAAUGUUCAAUUCUUAAAGAUAUGGAAAUUAAUAAAAAUGAUAUUAAGUGGAUUUAAUUAAGAAUCAAAAAUAGAUUUGAAUAAAUAAAAAAACCUUAUUUCGGAUUAACUAAAUAAUUUGGAAAUGAUACUAAAAUAUUAACUUUUGAAUCUUCAGGAUAGUAGAUAUAAAAAUAAAUAAAAGUUUAGGAUAAUUGGAGUUUCGUUGGUAUCAGAUAAAAUAUAUCUUAAUUACAUUAUUCUAAAUUAACUGUUGUUGUAAACACUUUGAAUGCUUUAACAGCUAGAUCUUAAUUAUAUUAGAAUUUCCCACUCUUAAAUGUAUUACUUAAUCAUCAAUCAUUACCAAUGUCAUUAUCGAAUUUUGAGAGCUAAUAAAAAUAGCAUAAUGUUUAAGGAAGAUAAACUUUAUAAGUAUAAUGGAGAAGCACUAUUGUUGGAGAUAUUCAAGAUAAAUUAAGAGAUAAAUAUAGAUUUUAUUAAACUGAAACAGAAGACUAUUUAGAUAGUGAAUUAUAAAAAUUACUUAUAAGGAUUGAUUAUAUGUUUACCAAUUAUAUUAGAGAAAAUGUUGUUAGAUAAACUUGUUAAUCUUGGAUUGAUUUUCUUAAGAAAUUCACUACUCCAAAAGAAGGAGAAUAAUGGAAGAUUAAUGAUUAUCCAUUAUUGAUCUUAAAUCUAGAAGUUAAUCUUAAUUUUAAGAAGAGUAAGAAGAAUGAAAAAAAAAGUAAAUAAGAAGACACUCCUUUACUUGAAGAAGAUCCUAAUAGUGCAAUUUAUUUCUCUCCUAAUUUUUUAUCAAUUUAAUAAGGUUUAUUAAAACCUAUUGAUCUUCUGUUAGAAUCUGUGAAUUCAUUUAAUAGAUUAGAAAAAGAUUUAGUUCCUUUGGUUGAUAUUGAUUAAAAGAAGGAGGUGAAGGGAAGAUUAAGAGCUUAUGAAAUAGAAAAUGAUAAAGAUUAAAUGUGGAUCAAAUGGGCUAAAGAUAAAGUUUAAGAAUAUCUUGAAAUUGGUUAUAGGAAACCAAAUGAAAUGUUAUAAAAAUUUAGAGAAUUUAAUUUUUUAUUAGAAAAGUCGGUUUAGAGUGUUUUAAAAAGUCUUUUUGGAGAUACUUCAAAAAAACCUGUCAUUACUUAAUUGGAUCGAGAUGAAAUAUAAAAAAAGUUAUCUGAUUUUAUAAAUGCUAAAUUUUAAAUACAAAGAUUAUGUUUAGAUGAUAAGAAUGAAUAAUUUUUUUAGAUAAAAACAAGAGUAGCUAAAGAAAAUUUAAUAUCAAAAGCAAAUGAAUUUAUUAUAUCUAUUUUAAAAUAAUGUUCAGAGAUAGUGACAGAUAAUAUUAGUCGUUUAAGUUAAGAAUAUAGUGAUAUGAGUGAGAGAAUAACAAAAUAACCAAAAAAUGAGGCUGAAUUGGUUGAAUUAAAAACAUAUAUUGCAGAACAUGAAGUAAAUUUGGCAAAAAAGAAAUAAGAAGUAGAUUGUAUUUAUGAUUAUUUAACAAUGUUUGAAGAUAUGAAUCAUAAUUUUGAAGAUAAAAAUUUAUAUGACUUUUGGAAUUUAUAUAGUUUUCCUCCAGAAAUAAAAAACCAUGUAAUAGAAGGUCAAAGAAAGGCUAAUUUAUAGGAAUAGAAAUUUAUGGAAAAUUUAGAUAAUGAGAAAGAUAAGUUCUAAGGAGAAUUGAAGGAAUUGACAGAAUUAUUUUCAACAGUUUAGAAAUUUGAUGAUUAUUCAAGAGUAAAAGAUUUUGCAAAUGAUGUAGUGUCAUUAAAUGAUCGUUUUUAGAAUGCAUUGAAAAAAGUGGAAUCAUUUAAUGAGAGAGAAGUAUUAUUCAAACAAUAACCAUCAGUUUAUGAAGAUUUGAACUUAUUAAUAAAGGAUUUUACAAUAUAUUUUAAUUUAUGGACGAAUGCAAUAGAAUUUGAGUAUGAUAGAAGUGAUUGGUGUACAGGAUCAUUUUUAAAAUUGAAUUUUACUGAAAUAGAUAAUAAAGUUAGAACAAAUUAAAGGAAUGCGAAUUUAUUAAUAAAGGCAUUUUCAGAUGCAUAAGAUGAUGUAGCAGUUGAAGUUGCACGUAAAUUAAAAGGUUAAAUUGAUGAAUUUAAAGAGAGAUUAUGGUUAAUUGAAUUAUUAACAACUGAGGCAAUGAAAACUAAAUUAAAUAUGUGGAAGGAUAUAUGGAAGAUUGUAGGGAUUGUAGAUUAGGAGACAAAUGAUGAUUUAUCAUUAGAUGCUUUAGUAUCUCAUGGUUUAAUGAAUUAUAGGAGUGAUAUAGAAGAAGUAUCAAGAAGAGCUGAGAAGUAAUGGUAAAUAGAAAAGAAUUUAAAUUCAAUUUAAGAGAAGUUAAAAGAUUAGAAGGUGGAAAUGAUUCCAUAUAAAAAAACAGGAACUUUUGUAUUAAAAUCAUUAGAGGAAGUUGUUUAAUGUUUUGAUGAUUAAUUUAACAUUUUAUUGAUGUUAAAAGCAUAACCUUAAAUAAAAGCAGUUUUACAUAAGGCAUAAGCUUUGGAAUAGAAAAUAGUAUUAAUAUAGGAUUCAUUAGAUGGAUGGAUAAAAUGUUAACGUGGUUGGAUGUAUUUGGAACCUAUUUUUACAUCAGAUGAUAUUAAGAAGAAGAUGCCAUAAGAGACAUUGAAGUUUUAAAAGGUUGAUUCUCAUUGGAGAACAGUAAUGGAAUAAUUUAGUAAGGAACCUAAUCUUUGGGAUGGAAUAGAAAGUGAUAAGAUGAAAAAUGAAUUUGAUUAAGAUAAUAAGGCAUUAGAUUAGAUAUAGAAAUCUUUAAGUGAAUAUUUGGAAACAAAACGUAAUUCAUUUCCAAGAUUUUAUUUCUUAUCAGAUGAAGAAUUAUUAGAAAUAUUGGCUUAAACGAAGGAUCCAGAAACAGUAUAGAAACAUAUUAAUAAAUGUUUUGAAGCAAUUAAUUUAUUGGAAUUUGUAAAUGGAUAAGAAGUGGUAGCAAUGAUAUCAGCAGAGAAAGAGAAAGUUCAAUUUUCAAAAGGAAUAAAUGUGAAUGAAGGUGAAAAGAAAGGAAAUGUAGAAAAAUGGUUAUGUGAAAUAGAAUCAGUUAUGAUUGACACUUUAAGAAAGAUAAUGAAAGCAUCACAUUUAGAUAAUGAUACAAAGAGAGUAGUUUGGGUAAGAAAAUGGCCUGCAUAAAUAGUGUUAGCAGUUAAUAUGAUAAGAUGGACAAGAGGUAGUGAAGCUUCUAUAAAUGAUAAAGAAAAUUAAUAAGGAGGAUUAUAAGGAUAUUUAUAAUAAUUGAUAAAUGAAUUAAGAGAUAUUGUAGAUUUAGUAAGAUAGGAUUUAUCACCUUUGGAGAGAUUAACAUUAGGAGCUUUAGUGGUUUUGGAUGUACAUGCUAGAGAUGUUAUAAGAUAAUUAGUAAAAAUUGGUUGUAAUGAUAUCAAUAAUUUUUAAUGGAUGGCUUAAUUAAGAUAUUAUUGGACAGAACAAUUGAUGAAAUGUAAUGUUAAAAUGAUUAAUGCUGAUUUACUUUAUGGAUAUGAAUAUUUAGGUAAUAGUAUGAGAUUGGUUAUUACACCUUUAACUGAUAGAUGUUAUCGUACAUUGAUGGGAGCAUUCCAUUUACAAUAUGGAGGAGCACCCGAAGGUCCAGCAGGAACAGGUAAAACUGAAACUGUUAAGGAUUUAGCUAAAGCAUUAGCAGUUUAAUGUGUUGUAUUUAAUUGUUCUGAUGGUUUGAAUUAUUUAGCUAUGAGUAAAUUCUUUAAAGGUCUAGCAAGUUCAGGUGCUUGGUGUUGUUUUGAUGAAUUUAAUCGUAUUGAUUUAGAAGUGCUAUCUGUUAUUGCUUAAUAAGUUUUAACAAUUUAGGAUGCUAUUAGAUAAAAGAGACCAGAAUUUGAAUUUGAAGGUACUUUGAUUAAGUUGAUACCUUCAUGUGCUAUUAAUAUCACAAUGAAUCCAGGUUAUGCUGGUAGAUCUGAUUUACCUGAUAAUUUAAAAGCUCUAUUUAGACCAUGUGCUAUGAUGGUUCCAGAUUAUGCAUUAAUUUCAGAAAUUUAUUUAGCAUCUGUUGGAUUUCAAGAUGCAAACAAUUUAGCUCGUAAAAUAGUUGCUUCUUUAAGAUUAUCAUCUGAAUAACUCUCUUCUUAAGAUCAUUAUGAUUUUGGUAUGAGAGCCUUGAAAGCUAUUUUAACAGCUGCAGGUAAUUUAAAGAGAGUUAUGAAUGAUAUUGAGGAUAUUAUAUGUUUAAGAGCUUUAAUGGAUGUUAAUAUUCCCAAGUUUACAAUAAAUGAUGUACCUCUAUUUAAUUCAAUUACUUCAGAUCUAUUUCCAGGAAUCAAAUUACCUGAAUAAGAUUAUGGAGCAUUAGAGACAGCAUUAAAAAAUACUUCUCAGGAGAUCAAUAUUUAAGCUGAGAAAGGUUUUAUCGAAAAAUGUAUUCAGUUAUUUGAUACAAUAAAUGUUAGACAUGGUUUAAUGAUAGUAGGAUAAGCAUUUGCAGGUAAAUCUAAAGUAUUAGAAUGUUUGGCUAAAGCUAUGACAUCAUUAAAUAAAGUACAAUCAUUUGUAAAUGUUGCUGUGAUUAAACUUAAUCCAAAAUCAAUUACUUCAGAUUAAUUAUAUGGUAAAUUGGAUCCUGAUACAAAAUCAUGGACUGAUGGUGUUAUAGCAAUCAUUAUGAGAUAGUGUGCAUAAGAUUCAGAAGUGGAAGAGAGAAAAUGGGUUGUAUUUGAUGGUCCUGUUGAUGCUGUUUGGAUUGAAAAUAUGAAUACUGUUUUAGAUGAUAAUAAAAAAUUAUGUUUAACAUCUGGUGAAAUUAUUAAAAUGACUAAUUGGAUGACUAUGAUGUUUGAAGUAGAAGAUUUAGCUGUUGCAUCUCCUGCUACUGUUAGUAGAUGUGGUAUGGUCUUUUUAGAAACACAACAAAUUGGAUGGUAUGCCUUAGUUAAAUCAUAUAUAUAAACUAUUCCUGAAAAAUUCAUUGAACAUAGUUAUUUAGAUGAUCUACUUAGAGUUAUCAUUGAUUGCAGUUAAGAAUGGUUAAGGAAAAAUGGUAAAUUCCCUAUCUACAAAAGUGAAAUGACUCUAGUCAAAAAUAUGUUACUCAUUCUCUAAACUUAUUUAUAAGAAUGGACAGAUAUGGAUGAAAAAUCUUCUCAAAAAUAGAUUAAUCAUAAUGAAAUCAAAGAUGUUGUCUCUAAAGCUAUACUUUUCUCUUGUGUUUGGAGUUUUGGAGCAGCUAUUGAUGAAAUUUGUAGGAAAUAAUUUAAUUAAUUCUUAAUUAAAUUAAUCUCAGCUGAAGAUGUACAUGAAACUUUUAAUUUACAAUUACAAUAUAAGUUUACACCAGUUACAAUCAAUGCUAAAUUACCUGAUAAAGCUAAUCUAUUUGAUAUGGUCUAUGAUAGAAACAAAAAUAAUUUUAUUAGUUGGACUCAAACAUAACCUCCCUUCAUUAUUCCAAAAGGAUGUGAUUAUCAUGAUUUAUUAAUACCUACUAGUGAUUCUAUUAGAAACAAUUAUUUUUUGCAUCUAUGUGUAAAAAAUAAGAUACAUCUUUUGGUAUCUGGACCUACUGGUACUGGCAAAACAUCUAAUAUUGUUAGUGAAAUUAAUAAAAACUAUUUUAAUUAAGAAUAUACAAAUUUAAUAACUGCUUUUUCAGGUUAAACAUUAGUGAAUUAAGUUCAAAAGACGAUAGAAGCCAAAGUUAAUUCAAGAAGAAGAAAAGGUUAUUUUGGACCAGAGGAAGGAAAGAAGUAUAUAGUGAUAUUUAUAGAUGAUUUGAAUAUGCCAGCUAAAGAGAAGUAUGGAGCAUAACCUCCAAUAGAAUUAUUAAGGUAAUGGAUGGAUACAGGAGGUUGGUAUGAUUUAGAAACUAAAGAACCAAAAUAUUUGUAGGGGAUUACUUUUAUUGCAAGUAUGUUACCACCUACAGGAGGAAGAAAUGUAGUAAGUAUGAGAUAUUUAAGACAUUAUGUGUUAUUGUAUGUAGAACCUUUUGAAGGAGAUUCAUUAUAAAGAAUAUUUUAGAAUGUGUUGGAAUGGUAUUAUGCAAGACAGACAAAUUCAUUUAUGAAGUCUAUAACAAAUCUUAGAGAUUAAACAGUGAAUGCUACUUUAGACAUUUAUUAAUUGAUUUAGACUUGUAAAGAACUUUUACCAACUCCGGCUAAAUCUCAUUAUAUUUAUAAUCUUCGAGACAUUAGUAAAGUGUUCUAAGGUAUUUCAAAAGGAAUAAUAAAAUCAUUUAGAGAUGAGAAUGAUUUUAUUAAAUUAUGGGCACAUGAAUGCCAACGAGUAUUUUAGGAUAGAUUGAUUAAUGAAGAUGAUUAAGGAACUUUUGAUAAGAUUCUGAAGGAAACUAUAUUGAAACAUUUCAAGAGAGAUUGGAAACAAUUAGUAUAAAUAGAGCCUCUUUUAUGGGCUUCAUUUGUUCCAACUCUAUAUCCUGAUGAUGAUAGAACAAAGAGACCAAUGACUGAUAUCUAUUGUGAAUUAACAGAUAGAGAGACAUUGAAGAAGGUUUGUUAGGAAUAAUUGAAUGAAUAUAAUUCUUAAUACACGAGUAAUAGAAUGGAAUUAGUGUUAUUUAUGAAUGCAAUAUAACAUGUAUUAAAGAUAGUACGUGUUGUUAAUACUACAUUUGGUCAUGCUCUAUUGGUUGGUGUAGGAGGUUCAGGUAGAAAAAGUUUGGCUUAAUUGGCUUCAUUCAUAGCAUUUCAAAAUGAAACCUUAUAGGUAGAUUCAAGGAAUUGGAUAGAAGAAUUGUAGAAGGUAAUGAAAAUGGGAGGAAUAGAUUAGAAGGAAUUUGUGUUUAUGUAUUCAGAUACUUAGAUUAUUAAGGAAUCAAUGGUUGAAGAUAUUUGUAAUAUUUUGAAUAAUGGUGAGGUACCUAAUUUAUUCCCUCCAGAAGAAAAGAGUAAGAUUAUUGAAGAAAUGAGUAGUUAUACUUCUGGAACACCAAAUGAAAAAUAUGGUUAUUUUGUUAAGUAAUGUAAGAAGAAUUUACAUCUUGUAAUUUGUAUGUCACCAGUAGGUGAAGCAUUUAGAAGAAGAUUACGUACUUUUCCUGCUUUAGUCAAUUGUACAACUAUUGAUUGGUUUUUACCAUGGCCAGAAGAAGCACUUAGAUCAACUGCAGAUGCUGUAUAUACAAGAGAUAUGAAUAUAAGUGAUAAUAAAUUGAGAUAAGGAUUAGUUGAUAUAGCAGUUGAUAUGUAAUUGAGAGUAUCAGAUUUAACUAAAAGAUAUUAUAAUGAAUUAAGAAGAUAUUAUUAUGUUACACCAACAUCUUAUUUGGAAUUGCUAAAUACAUUUAAGAGACUCAAAUCAGAUAGAGAUUAAAAUAUGUCUAAAAUGAUAUCUCGUUAUGAAGCAGGUGUUGAUAAGAUUAUCAUUACAGAAAGUGAAGUAAGUAAAAUGUAAAAGGAAUUAGAGGAUUUAUAGCCUAAAUUAGAAUAAGCCACUAAAGAUAAUAGUAUAAUGUUGAUUAAUUUGUAAAAGAAAUAAAAGGAAGCUGAUGCAAGAAAGUAAGUUUGUCAAUAAGAAGAAAAGGAUUGUAAUGUUUAAAGAGAUGCAGCUAAUGCUUUGAGAAAUGAUUGUUAAAAUGAUCUUGAUAAAGUGUUGCCAAUUUUGGCUUAAGCUGCUGAAGCUUUAGAAAAGAUUGAUAAGAAUGAUAUGGUUCAAUUGAAAUCAUUCCCUAAGCCUCCUCCUUCUGCUGCUAUUGUUAUGGAAGGUUUAUGUUACAUUUUCUAGGAAGAUCAAAAUGUACCAUGGAAACCAAAAGAACCUGGUUCUAUGGAAAAAGUGUAAGAUUUUUGGGAGUAUUCUAAAAAGAAUCUAUUGAAUGAUAAGUUGAUAAAAAGAAUUAAGGAUUUUAGAGAUGAUUCUAUUAGAUAGAUUCCUUAAGCUAAAAUCAAUAAAUUAAAAGCUUUUUCAUAAAAUCCUUUGUUCUAAAAAGAUAAAGUAUUUAAUGCAUCUGUUGCAGCAGGUAAUUUAAGUUUGUGGGUUCGUGCUGUUGUUGAAACCUAUGAUGCUUUGUUGGUUGUAGAUCCAAAGAGAUAAUAAUUAUUAGAAGCAGAAUCAAAGUUAAAAGAAGCUGAAGAAACUUUGAGAGUUAAACAAGAAGCCUUACAAGAAGUACUUGACACAUUGGCAAAAUUAGAAGCAGAUUAUAAUAAAGCUAAAUAGGAAAAAGAAGAUUUAGAGGCUAAGGUUAAUAAAUGUAAGAUCUAAUUGAGUAGAGCAGAAAAAUUAAUAACUGAAUUAGGAGGAGAGAAAGAGAGUUGGAAAAAGAAGGCUGCUGAUUAUAGAGUUGAUUCUAAAACAAUUGUUGGUGAUUGUAUAUUAUCCUCAGGAAUUGUUGCAUACUUAGGAGCAUUCCCUAUUGCUUAUAGAGAUGAUACAAUCAAAAUAUGGUAAAAUUUAUUAGAGAAAUUGCAUAUUGAAUUUGAUCCUGAUUAUUCAUUACAAAAGAUAUUAUGUGAUCCAAUUACCAUGGGAUAAUGGACAAAUGUUUAAAAAUUACCGAAUGAUUCAUUCUCUAUUGAUAAUGCUAUCAUCCUUAAAAAUUCAACAAGAUGGCCUUUAAUGAUUGAUCCUCAAACUUAAGCUAAUACUUGGGUUAAACACAUGGAAUCUUCACAAUUAGUUAUUGUAAGACCCACACAAUCAUAAAAUGUAUUAUCAAAGACCUUGGAAAGUGCUAUAUAAUUUGGUUAGAGUGUUUUACUGGAAAAUGUAGGUGAAACAAUAGAUGCUAUUUUUGAAUCUAUUCUCUAAUAAAAAAUCAUUAAAUAGGGUUCAGCUUAUAAAUUGAAAUUUGGAGAUAAAAUGAUUGAUUAUUCUAGAGAUUUUAAGUUUUACAUGACCACAAAAUUGGCUAGACCUCAUUAUCCACCUGAAAUUUGUGUUAAGGUUACAAUGUUGAAUUUCUAAGUUACUUAAGAAGGUUUAGAAGAUUAGAUGUUAAAUAUUGUUGUUAAGAUUGAAGAACCUGCUAAAGAUGAAUAAAGAUAAAGAAAUAUUAAGGAAUUCUUUGAAAAUAAGAAUAAAUAAAAGAUGACAGAAGAUAAUAUCUUAUAAUUAUUAUAAGAAUCAAAAGGCAAUCUUUUGGAUGAUGAAGUACUCAUUGAUACUUUGUAAAGAUCUAAGGCUGAAUCUAUCACUAUAUAAGAUAAGUUAAAGAAACAAGAAAUUGAUAGAGAAUAAUUUAAUCAAAUUCGUAAUUUCUAUAAGGAAGUAGCCAAGAGAGUUGCAAAUUUAUACUUUGUUGUUUUGGAUCUUUCAUUGAUUGAACCUACUUAUUAAUGGUCUUUAGAGUUUUAUAUAAUACUUUUUGAAAGAGCUAUAAGAGAAUCAAUUUAAGGAAAGGAAAACAGAAGCAAAAAUAUUAUUGAUAAAUUUUAGAUAUCUCUUUAUGAGAGUAUUUGUAGAUCAUUAUUAGAGAAAGAUAAAUUAAUAUUUUCAUUUUUAAUGACGAUGAAAGUUAUGUAAAGUGAAGGUAAGAUUACUCCAUAAGAAAUACGUUUUACUAUGGUUGGUGGUACUUAUACAGAUCCAACAUAUUCUUAACCAUAACCAGAAUGGGUAUCUAAAAAGAUGUGGUGUUUAGUAACUGAAGCAGCAGAUACUCUACCAUAUUUCAAAGGAUUUCCAGAAUCAUUCUCUAAAAAUCUAACUGAUUGGCAAGAAAUCUAUGAUAAUAGUGAACCAUAAACUUAAUAAUUACCACAACCUUGGCAUUCAUAAUUAUCUGCCUUCCAAAAAUUAAUUGUUUUACGUAUUAUACGUCCUGAUAAAUUUGCUAAUGCUACUUAGAAUCUAAUUAUUACAGAAAUGGGUAAAUAGUUUAUGGAUCCACCUCCAUUUAAUCUUGAAUAUGCUUACAAGGAUGCAGAUGCUUACACUCCUUUAAUCUUUAUUUUAUCUCCUGGUGCUGAUCCUCGUCUAGAAAUAUCAGCAUUAGCUGACCGUUUAGGAUUUAGAUAAAAUUUCAUCACUCUCUCUUUAGGAUAAGGUUAAGGUGAAAUUGCUACUAAUGCUAUUAAAGGUGCUGUUAAAGAUGGAAAAUGGGUUCUAUUAUAAAAUUGUCAUCUUGCACCUUCUUUUAUGCCUGAAUUAGAAAGAAUACAUGAAUAAGAAAUCUGUGCUAAACCACCAUAAGAGGUUAAUUCUGAUUUUAGAAUUUGGUUGACUUCAAUGCCUUCAAAUGUAUUCCCAGUUACUCUUUUAAUGAGGGGAAUUAAAAUGACUUACGAACCACCAAGAGGUCUUAAAAAUAAUAUGUUGAGAAACUUUUCAUCUAUUGAUUCUAAAAAUUUCGAAUUAUGUAAAAAACCAGUUGAAUGGAAAAAAUUAUUUUUCGGAUUAAAUUUCUUCCAUGCAGUGUGUCUAGAACGUCGAAAAUAUGGACCACUUGGAUGGAAUAUCCCAUAUGAAUUUACAUCAGCAGAUCUUGCCAUCUCUGUUUCUUAAUUAAAAAAUUUCCUUGAUACUUUUGAAGACAUACCCUGGGAAGCUCUUAAUUAUAUGGUAGCUGAAGCUAAUUAUGGAGGUAGAGUUACAGAUCCAAAAGAUAGAAGAUUAAUUGCUAUUCUUCUUAAACAAUUCUACACAACUGAUGUGUUACAAAUUGACAAACAUAAAUUAAGUCCAAGUGGUAUAUAUUAUGUACCUCCAAAUGGAGUAUUGGAAGAUUACAAAGAAUACAUAAGAAAUCUACCUUUGAAUGAUUAAACAGAAGUUUUUGGAUUGCAUGAUAAUGCAGAAAUUUCUUCAGCAAUAAUUGAAACUAAUUUUAUAACAUCUACUAUAUUAUCAUUAUUGCCAAGAUCAACUGGAGGUGGUGGUGCAUCUGCAGAAGAUCUAAUAAAGGAAAAGUGUAAACAAAUUUUAUCUAAAUUGCCUAAAUAAUUUAAUGUAUUUGAGGCAGCUCGUAAACAUCCUGUUCAAUAUAAUUAAAGUAUGAAUACAGUGUUGUAAUAAGAGUUAAUUAGAUUUAAUAAAUUGUUAGCAGCUGUUACAUCAUCACUUAUAGAUUUAGGUAAGGCAAUUGAUGGUUUAGUUGUAAUGAGUGCAGAUCUUGAAUAAGUCUUUAAUAAAGUUUUUGAUAAUUAAGUACCAGAUGUAUGGCAUAAAGUGGCUUAUCCUUCACUUAAACCAUUAGGAUCCUGGAUCAAUGACUUUAUUGAUAGAUUGAAUUUUAUGUAAUUGUGGAUAGAUAAUGGAGCUCCACCAACAUUUUGGGUAUCUGGAUUUUUCUUUACUUAAUCUUUUUUGACAGGAACUCUCUAAAACUUUGCUAGAAAGGUAAAAAAUGAUAUUAAUUAAAUCAUAGUAUUAAAUUCCAAUAGAUACACUUUCAUUUGAAUUUAUAGUGAUUCCACCUUCAUCAUAAGAAUAUGAUCUCACAAAACCUCCAGAUGAUGGUUGUUAUGUUUAUGGUUUGUUCCUUGAUGGUGCUAGAUGGGAUGAAGAAAAUAGAUGUCUCAAUGAAAGUUUACCAAAAAUACUGCAAUAUAAGGUGCCUUAUUUAUGGUUAUUACCAAGUGAAGAGAAAAAGGAUUGGGAGGCUGAUUUAUCUGUAAUUAAUAUAAUUUAAAUAUAGGUUUAUGAAUGUCCAGUUUAUAAGACAUCCAGAAGAGCUGGUACACUAUCUACAACAGGUCACUCUACCAACUUUGUCAUUUCUAUAUAUUUACCUAUUUCACCUGAUCAUCAUCCAUAUCAUUGGGUCAAAAGAGGAGUAGCUAUGUUAUGCUAAACAGAUGAUUGAUUCAAUAUUUUAUAGUGUUAGGU